This is a messenger RNA of Dibothriocephalus latus, 216 nucleotides long. The record is from the annotation of a GenBank genome assembly. NCBI's taxonomy places the organism in Eukaryota, Metazoa, Platyhelminthes, Cestoda, Diphyllobothriidea, Diphyllobothriidae.
AUGGUCGUGACGAACUUUGGCUACGCGGGCUUCUCGGAUUUCAGGCUGUCCGAAAAGACGACAGUGUACUACCACUUUGGAGGAUUGCCGCCCCCUACCACCUCGACUCCAGCUGACACUACGCCAACUGAGAACUCACCAUCACCACCGCCAUCAUCACCACCACUGCCGACGCAGAGUUGUGAUGGCAGCGCUGGCGACAACACCAAGGAGUAA